Molecule: messenger RNA, 663 nt
Organism: Rotaria sp. Silwood1
Lineage: Eukaryota; Metazoa; Rotifera; Eurotatoria; Philodinida; Philodinidae
Source: the annotation of a GenBank genome assembly
AUGGCGUCAAGUGAAACCAGUGAUAAACCUCGUGUUUUUUCUGCUGUAGAACUAGUCGGUGCAGGUGGAUAUGAUAAACUUCGACUUAAACAAGUUCCAUAUCGAGUACCAAAUCCCAAUGAAGUAGUCAUUCAUGUUAAAUUUGCUGGACUCAAUUUCGCCGAUUUAAUGAGACGACAAGGUCUUUACUCACCGGUACCUAAAUAUCCAUAUGUUCCUGGUUUUGAAGCAUCAGGUAUUGUAGAAGAGAUUGGUUCAGAUGUUUCCCAGUUAGCUGUUGGUGAUCGAGUUGUUACAUUUGCUGGUGAUGGUAUGUGGGCUGAUGUUGUAACUGUUCCAAGUGAUCAUUGCUUUAAAAUGCCUGAUGAGAUGUCAUUCGAAGAAGGAGCUGCUUUACUUGUUAAUUAUAUAACUGCUUAUCAGAUUUUAUUUGAAUUUGGAAAUUUACGACCAAAUAAAAGUGUACUUAUACAUAUGGCAGCAGGUGGUGUUGGUAUUGCGGCUAUUCAACUAUGUAAAACAGUUGAAAAUGUAACAGUGUUUGGAACAGCGUCCAGAGCAAAACAUAAUAUUAUCAAAGAAGCAGGAUGUACAUAUCCAAUUGAUUAUCACACACAAGAUUAUGUAACUGAAAUUCGUAAAAUUUCACCUAAUGGUAAAUAA